CUCUCUCUCUCUCAAGUCCAUGACAUAUUGACAUCUCAACUCAAUUGAAAGGAAUCUAUGCAAGUUGUGGUUGUGACAAAAGAAAGGAAAUUUCUCCGCUGGCAGCACACCAAACAUAAAACCCAAAGCUAGUCUCUAUUCUUGAGAAUGAGCUCGUUGAGACACCAAACAUUAACCCCAAAUCCAGUCCAUCUCUCUCUCUCUCUCUCUAAAAUGUCCAUGAUAUGUUGACACUCUCACAGGUGUGGUUCUGACAAAAGGAAAGCUCUUCACUUCCAGAACUCUUAUGUAUUAUCAUCACCUAUUUCUCUGUUCUUUAGCGGAGCUAUUCGGACACACGACACACAGGUCCCAAGAGCUGCUUCUCUCUCUCCAGUGAGAAGCAUGCCAUGCGAAUCCAUUAUUGGUUUCCUAACACUGGUCAAAGUCAAUUGAUCGAACCAUGUAAAUCUGGUGAGAAAUUCGAUAGAAAUGUCAACUUCGACAUGUGGUAACUCAAGAUAGAGACCAUUCUGGUUCAAGAUGGAGUUGAUUUGGCACUACAGGGAGUUGAGAACAUUCCAGAUGAUACAUCAAAGGAAGAUCUUGCAACAAUGGAUAAGAAGGCCCGAUCAAGCAUCAUUCUAAAUCUCUCUAACGAGGUUUUACGGGAGGUAGCUACGGAGACUACGACUAAGAGCAUGUGGGACAAGCUUAAAGCCUUGUACAUGAAGAGGACAAUGGAGAAGCCUUGUACAUGAAGAGGACAAUGGAGAAUCGUCUCUACUUGAAGAAGAGUUUGUAUAUGCUUCGGAUGAUUGAAGGUUAGAGUUUGAGGGAAGACGAAAUCGCUGAUCAAGAGGAGAAGAAGAUCUCAUGCAUGCCAUUGGUGGAAGGGAAGAACCACAGCAAGUAUGAAGUACAUGAAACUGGGAACAAAGCCAGACACAUUUUACACAGAAGAAGCUGUAAGGUGUAUAUGCAGGUCAGUGAUGUCAGAUGUACCAACAGACCUCAUUAUUCAUGUCAAUAACACUAAAUACCUCUUGCACAAGUUUCCGCUCCUACUAAAGUGCGGCCUCAUACAACGCCUCUGUUCCAACGCCGACAACGAAACUGGCCAGCCAAUUCCGAUAGCUCUUCACGAUAUCCCGGGAGGGGACGAAGCUUUUGAACUCUGCGCCAAGUUCUGCUAUGGAAUCACCAUCAAUCUCAGUGCUCAUAACUUUGUGGCAGCAAUCUCUGCAGCCAAGUUCCUACGGAUGACCGAGUCGGUUGCCAAAGGAAACUUCAUCGCAAAGCUCGAUCUGUUCUUCGAGUCAUGCAUCCUCCUAGGGUGGAAGGACUCGAUCAUGACGCUCCAGUCCCUUUGGAGACACUCUGGGUGGUCGGAUGACCAUCGAAGAAUGCAGCCGUGCAUGAACUCGGUCAUUGAGAAGAUACUCAUCCACCCCUCGCAGGUCGCAUGGUCCUAUAGCUACACAAGGCCAGGCUACACGAAGAAGCAGCAACGCAGUGCAGCCCCCAAGGACUGGUGGACGGAGGAUGUAUCUGAGCUCGACCUCGAUAUCUUCCGGUCGAUCAUUUCCACCAUCCGAUCCACCAAGAAGUUCCCGCCAGCACUCAUCGGAGAAGCGCUCCAUGUCUACGCAUUCAAACACCUCCCGAGCCCACUGGAGUUCCAAGAACAAGCUCAGAGCUCCUCAGCUCGAACUGAUGACAUCCUAAACAAGCACCAACGGGUGCUCGAGGCCAUUGUUAGCAUGAUCCCGACUGAGCCAGGAUCAGUGUCAGCCAGUUUCUUGUUCCGGCUUCUCAAGAUUGCUUGUUAUGUCGGCGCCUCUACGUCUACCAAAGCUGAGCUUAUAAGACGAUCAGGUCGCCAACUGGAUGAAACCACUGCAAGUGAUCUGCUAAUUCCAUCAACUACCGAUCCCCGGUCUCAUGAUAUCAGCACGGUGACGGCGGUCCUCGAGAGUUUCCUGUUGCAAUUUCGCCGACAUAUGCCUCGAGAAGAGACCGAGAGGAUGAUCAUGUCCAUGACCAAGGUGGGGAGGAUCUACGACGACUACCUGCAGAUCAUUGCAAGCGAUAGUACUUUACCAGUCUCAAAGUUCAUUGAACUAGCAGAGUCGUUGCCUGAAAUGGCACGGGAGGAGCACGAUGGGCUGUAUCAAGCUAUUGAUACUUACCUCAAGGAGCACGCAGAGUUGAGCAAGGCAGAGAGGAAGAGGCUCUGCAGGUUGAUCGACUGCCGGAAACUGUCACCUGAAGCACGAGCAAACGCUAUAGCCAACGACCAGCUGCCUUUGCGCACCAUAGUGCAGCUCCUGUUCAUUGAGCAAGAGAGAGUUGGCGGAGCUGGCGGUAGCAAAGGAGCUCCUGCAAUCUCAACCUUGAAUGAGUUUUCAGACGCCAUGGCAGCUCAGGAUGAGGCAAGAAGGUUUAGGCAUGGAUUGGAAGGAGGGCAUCGACGUGAAGAACCUACUAUGGGUGCAAGAACAGACAACACAACGGUGGCACCAUCACCAUCUGAACCCAAGAUUGCAAAGGAUGAGAGGAAGAAGAAGGCUGAAGGACUCGGGGACAAGUGCGACAACAAAACCAAGUAAGGAGCACACCAAAUUGAAAAAGGAUAAAGAAUGUGAUUGGUGUGGCCGCGCCCCCAACAGCGCCACCCCAACGCCACCCUCCUCUCUCUCUCUCUCUCUCUCUCUCUCUCUCUCUCUCUCUCUGAGUUAUCAUUUAUUGAUAUUUGAAAUGGUGAUCAUGAUUUUUUUUUAACCUUUGGAUACAGAUCUCCGACAUCCUUCAGUGGUGGGUGUGAUUACUUUA
Molecule: messenger RNA, 2814 nt
Organism: Musa acuminata AAA Group (dessert banana)
Lineage: Eukaryota; Viridiplantae; Streptophyta; Magnoliopsida; Zingiberales; Musaceae
Product: BTB/POZ domain-containing protein At5g47800-like
Exons: 7
Coding region: 894-2591 (565 amino acids)
Source: RefSeq, a predicted model, not a curated record